Messenger RNA from Ilex paraguariensis (yerba mate), 2513 nucleotides. Lineage: Eukaryota; Viridiplantae; Streptophyta; Magnoliopsida; Aquifoliales; Aquifoliaceae. The record is from the annotation of a GenBank genome assembly.
CCUCCCCCAAAUCACUAUUUAUUUCCUAAAAAAUUACUCAAUUAUUAUUCUCAUCUUUACGUGAAUUGAGUCGUUUUUAGGGUUUGUAGAUUCGAAUUCUUAGGGUUUUUGAUUCGGAUUAGGGGGACUGUUUUGCUCUGUUAUGGCUCAAUCGAUGAACAGAGGAAGGUUUGUGGUUGGGGAUUAUGUAGUUGGGAAGCAAAUUGGGGCAGGUUCGUUCUCGACGGUUUGGCACGCCAGGCACAGAGCCCAUGGCACUGGAGUGGCGAUCAAAGAGAUUGACAUGUCGCGAAUGAGCAGGAAAUUGCAGGAGAGUCUCAUGUCGGAGAUUGAUAUAUUGAAGCAGAUUAGACAUCCUAACGUCAUUCGAUUACACGAGAUGAUCGAGGAAACUGGAAAGAUAUACAUUGUGUUGGAGUACUGCAAAGGGGGUGAUCUUUCCAUGUUUAUUCAACAACGCCAAGGAAGGAUCCCAGAAGCCACUGCAAAGCACUUUAUGCAGCAGCUUGCGGCUGGUCUCCAAGUCCUUCGUGAGAAUAACGUCAUACAUCGAGAUCUAAAGCCACAGAAUCUCCUUCUAUCCACAAAAGAAGACAACUCUAUUCUGAAGAUUGCAGAUUUUGGAUUUGCAAGAUCUCUGCAACCAAGAGGCCUUGCAGAAACCAUAUGCGGUUCACCACUCUACAUGGCUCCAGAAAUAAUGCAACUUCAGAAGUAUGAUGCAAAGGCAGAUCUCUGGAGUGUUGGCGCCAUUCUAUUUCAGCUAGUAACUGGGAAAACCCCAUUUACCGGACAAAAUCAAAUACAGUUGCUCCAGAACAUUGUGAAAUCAACUGAAUUGCAUUUUCCUCUGGAUAAAAUUUUAAGUGCUGACUGCAUGGAUUUGUGCCGAAAAUUGCUGCAUCGUAAUCCAGUGGAGCGUUUGACGUUUGAAGAGUUCUUUAACCACCCAUUUCUUUCUCAAAGGCAACCAGAUGAAUUGUUGAGGAAUAGGAGAUCCCCAAGAAUAGUAGGUAAUAUUCCUCCUCCAGAAUGCAAUCCUGUGAGGAACACAGAAGAAAGUUCUCAAGAAGAUUGUUUACCGUUCAGUUUAGAUGAUGAUCCCUGUGGUCCUGAUGGGAGUCCAUCCUUUGUUAGGAGAUCCCCUUUGAGAUCUACAUAUGGAUUCUCUUUAGAAACAAAAGUUGAUAGGAGGGAACUGUUUGAAAGUUCAAAUAAGACAGAUCCCAAUUCCAAGUUUAGCAGUGUCGCACAUAAACGUGAAAUUUCUGGUUUAAGACUUGGCAGUCGGCGGCCCUCCGAAGGAAAUCUGAAAGAUUCUCUUAUAUCAGUGGACCACAGACCAGUAAAUAUGCAUUCAAAAGUUGCGGACUCGUUGGAAUUGAUUGAUCAAGAUUAUGUUCUUGUAUCUGGUCCCCCUAUCGACGUGUCUUCUUCAGCGAGUGCUUCUAAGCUAAGCCAUUUGUCUUCAAACUCUGGGAGUCCCCCACUAGAGUCUGGGAAGAUCAAGGCCACACCUAGUGCCCCAGUGCCAAUCAUUGGCGCAGCAACCAGUCAAAUGGGUUGUGUUGGAAGCUUGGAAAGUCACAGCUCUGUUCCUUCUGGAACUUCACCGAGAUCCAUGGAUACAGGGGACUGUUUGGAGCAGCCAUCAACUGGUUGCUUGAAAAGGAUUCAGUCAUUGCGGCAAUGUGCGUGUGCCAUCACAGAACUAGUAAAGGAAAAGAAUGAGGCAGAAAGGAAACUUGAAGCAUUCUCCAUUCAGCUUGUAAUCCUUGCAAUAUGGAAGCAAGCACUGCAUAUUUGCCAUACACAAGCCGCAUCAGCUAUUGAAGGAAGUCCAACCCAAGAAGUUGCUAGAUUAAGGGAGAUCACUCGGAAGGAGCAUGGUAGUCCUGAUAUCCAAGAAGGUCUUGAUACUGCUAGUGCUACUCAAGUGCCACGGGAUAUAUGCUCUCAGAUUGAGAGGACAUUCCUUCUUGAAGUUGCGAAUGCUGAAGAAUUUGCCAAGGUUUUAGAGCCUGGAAAUACAGAGAUGCCAGAUGCAAUGGAGACAAUAUUUCAGGCUGCCCUUGCUCUGGGGAGAAGUGGGGCUGUUAAGGAGUGCAUGGGUGAUACUGAAAACGCAGCUGUUUUUUAUUCAAAAGCAGUGCGUUUAUUAGGCUUCCUUCUGGUGGAAGCACCAUCUCUCAUUCUUAAUCCUCCCUUCUCCAUCACCAAUUCGGACCGUUACAGGCUUAGAACUUACAUUGAUGUGCUUAAUAACCGGCAAACCAUUUCAAGAUCUCAGAGGAUGGCUCUUCUUAAGGGUGAAGAUCAACAAUGCCCUCCUUGAAUACAAGGCUAUUCUUUAGGUUACUGUGGAGCGCUAGAGGAGUUGACCUGUGUGUGGACAAAAGGUUGUUUAAUGUACAGUGUUUCUGUAAUCUUAAUCUUUACUUAAUUCCCACAGAAAAAGAAAAAGAAAAAACACUUGAGAAUGGCAAACAUUUAUUUAUUUUUUCUUUCGUUUC